CGAUCAGUCGGAGUGGGAUGAAUUUUAACACAACACACGACAACAUUGUACCUGCUUAAAGGAGACGUUAUCGAACUGAAACCACCAACCAAGUCGCUGGAAUAGUAUUAGGAAAUAGCAAACGUAUGAAUUUUGAGAGAAUAUUUUUUCAAACAAAGUGGUUUCAAAAAAGAAACUCCGAAAGGAUAUAAUAAGUGGGGAGUGCAGGCGUCUGUAGGAUUCUGACAACCGUAUUUAAAAUCUAUAAAAGAGGAUUAAACGGCUAAGAUGUUCCGAAGAUCAGAAAAAUAGUAGCUUCCAAUUAACGCCAGCUGGUGAGCAGUUCCUUUGAAGUCGUUCGUCGGACAAGAAUGGCUUGAUUGUUUUUGUAUGAUGGGGAAAAAAUGACAGCAGCACUCAUGCUUCAGGCAAAGAAAAGGAAAGUUUGCUGCUUUUAAAUAGAAUAGGGCCUAUAUCAUUUUGUGAGAUACUUUGCCUUCAUACUUGUCGGAGAGACCACCUGUUUUUUGUUGGAUUUUAUUCACAAUGUCCAAAGUGAUACAAAAGAAGAAUCACUGGACCACCAAAGUUAACGAGUGCGCGGUCUGCAAAGAUGCUCGCGGUGACUUGAAUGUGCCAUUGCUUGGUGGCGCGGAGAAUGGAGAGUUUGCUUAUAUCGGGCAAGUUAAUGAGGAUAUAGUGGUUUACCAAAAUGGAAAACUGUCGGAAGGGGAGUUAUUACUCGAAGUAGAAAACCUCUCGAUAUCUGGAUUGCCUCUAUACGACGUACAGACAGUAAUAAAGAACUGCAAAGGUCCCGUCAGAUUGAAAACAGUCAGACAAGGAAACAAGCUGAACAAGGACCUGAAGCACUAUCUGAGCCAGCGCUUCCAGAAGUCCUCUCCUGACCACGAGCUGCAGCAGACCAUCCGAGACAACCUGUACCGCCACGCCGUGCCUUGUACAACCCGCCCCCCGCGUGACGGAGAGGUCUCUGGAAUAGACUACAACUUCCUGUCUGUGGAGGACUUCCUGGACCUGGAGAAGAGUGGAACCCUUCUGGAGAUAGGAACAUAUGAAGGUAACUAUUAUGGGACGCCCAAGCCGCCCAGCCAGCCCCCUAGUGGGACAGUGAUUAGUGGUGAUGCUCUGCAAGACAGCCUGCCGAGCUCCCAGCACUCCACGCCCCGACGCACCGUAUCCUACAAUGAGAUGCAAAAUGCUGGAAUAGUGCCUGCAGACCUGGAGGAGGACGAGGACGUCCCUGAGAUGAACAGUAGCUUUACAGGAGACUCUAGUGAACUUGACGAGCACCCCUACCCCCCGCGCGAGAACGCCCCUUCCUACGGUGUGAACAACACCUCACCGUCAACCACGGACAGCACUCAGCAGACACACACACACCUCAGCCAUCCCCCCCCAGAGGACCCCCUGGGCCCUCUGCCCGACAGCUGGGAGAUGGCCUACACCGAGAACGGAGAGGUCUACUUCAUAGACCACAACACGAAGACCACAUCCUGGAUUGACCCUCGGUGCCUGGACAAGCCGCAGAAGCCCCUGGAAGAAUGUGAAGACGAUGAAGGGGUGCAUACAGAGGAGCUGGACAAUGAGCUAGAACUGCCGACAGGCUGGGAGAAGAUAGAAGAUCCAGUCUACGGGGUCUACUAUGUUGAUCACAUCAACAGGAAGACCCAGUAUGAGAACCCGGUCUUGGAGGCCAAACGCAGGAAGCAGCUGGAGCAGCAGCCACCAGAAGAAUGGAUAGAGGACUCCAGCUUGGCAGGGGCCCCUCUGGCCAGCUACGCCACCAACCAUCAGGAGACGUACAGAGACCCACAGACAGGACCCCCGCUGCCACCCUCCGCAGGACACAAACGAGGGAAGCCGUUCUUCACGCGGAACCGCGAGCUGAAUGGAACCUUCAUCAACACCAAGCUGAAGAAGAGUCGCCGGGGGUUCGGCUUCACCGUCGUCGGGGGCGACGAGCCCGACGAGUUCCUGCAGAUCAAGAGUCUGGUUCUGGACGGACCCGCAGCCCUGGACGGCAAGAUGGAGACAGGCGACGUCAUCGUGAGCGUCAACGACACGUGUGUGCUGGGCUACACCCACGCUCAGGUGGUGAAGAUCUUCCAGACCAUCCAGAUCGGCUCCAUGGUCAACCUGGAGCUCUGUCGGGGCUACCCGCUGCUCGACCCCGACGACCCCAACACCAGCCUGGUCACCUCCGUGGCCAUCCUGGACAAGGAACCCAUCAUCGUCAACGGCCAGGAGAGCUACGACUCGCCCUCCAGCCACGGCAGCCAGAGCGCCCUCGGCGGGCCGGUUAACGGCAUGAGGGAGCCCCGCCCCCACAGCCCCUCGGCUGACGUGUCGUCCAACGGCUCCCAUGGUUACCCCAGCGACGUGGUGAGCAUGGCCUCCUCCAUCGCCACCCAGCCGGAGCUCAUCACCGUGCACAUGGAGAAGGGAGACAAGGGCUUCGGCUUCACCAUAGCAGACAGUCCCGGGGGCGGGGGCCAGCGGGUGAAGCAGAUAGUGGACUACCCCCGCUGCCGGGGCCUGAAGGAGGGGGACAUUAUCGUGGAGGUCAACAAGAGGAACGUCCAGAGCAUGAGCCACAACCAGGUGGUGGAUCUACUCAGCAAGUGUCCCCGAGGAAGUGAGGUCACUAUGCUGGUGCAGAGAGGGGUGGCUCCUGCAAAGAAGAGCCCAAAACUGGACGAUGACGAUGACGAGCGUUAUCGUUUCUAUGACGAGCGCUCUCUCUAUGAGGACGAGGAGCGCUUUCAGUUUGAUGAUGAAAGCGAUUCCGAUGAUAACUCUGUGGAUUUUGAGCUCCGUCCUAGCCAGUAUAAUGGCAUGCAGUUGGCAAGGAAGGACAGUCAGAACAGUUCCCAGCACAGUGUGUCCAGCCACCGGAGCACAAGCCACACCGACUCUCCUGUCCACCCCUCCCUGGCCGCGGCCCACAGCGAGGGCUCCGCGCCGCCUGCCCCCUCCCAGGCCCUUCCCGGGCUGCCAACCCAAGACAUCCCUGCCGACGGCACCAUCCAGAGGAAACCAGACCCCUUCAAGAUCUGGGCCCAGUCCAGGAGCAUGUAUGAAAUGCCAGACUUCCAGGAGCAGGACAUCUUCCUGUGGAGGAAGGAUACAGGCUUCGGCUUCAGGAUCCUGGGAGGCAACGAGCCAGGAGAACCGAUCUACAUCGGGCACAUAGUGAAGUACGGCGCGGCGGACGAGGACGGCCGCCUGCGCUCGGGCGACGAGCUCACCUGUGUGGACGGAACGGCCGUGGUGGGCAAGUCUCACCAGCUGGUGGUGCAGCUGAUGCAGCAGGCCGCCAAGCAGGGCCACGUCAACCUGACUGUGCGCCGCAAGACGGGCUACGCAGCGUCUAAAGGCGACGGCGAGGUUCCCCCGUCCCCGGCCUCCUCCCACCACAGCAGCACGCAGGCCCCCUCCCUGACGGAGGAGAAGCGGACCCCCCAGGGCAGCCAGAACUCCCUCAACACCGUCAGCUCCGGCAGCGGCUCCACCAGCGGCAUCGGCAGCGGAGGGGGGGGCGGGGGCGGGGUGCCUGCGGUCAACACCGCCCUGCAGCCCUACGACGUGGAGAUCCGGCGCGGCGAGAACGAGGGCUUCGGCUUCGUCAUCGUGUCCUCUGUGUCCAGGCCCGAGGCGGGGACCACGUUCGCUGGAAAUGCAUGUGUGGCCAUGCCCCAUAAAAUAGGGCGCAUCAUCGAGGGGAGCCCGGCGGACCGCUGUGGGAAGCUGAAGGUGGGAGACCGCAUCCUGGCUGUCAACAGCUGCUCCAUCACCAACAAGUCCCACUCAGACAUCGUCAACCUCAUCAAGGAGGCCGGCAACACUGUCACGCUGAGGAUCAUCCCUGGAGACGAGUCCUCCAACGCAUCCCUGCUCACCAACGCUGAGAAGAUCGCCACCAUCACCACUACUCACACGGCCCAGCAACAGGCAGCACCCGAGGCUAGAAACAACACCAAACCAAAACAGGAGUCGUUUGAGUUCAAGGCCCCACAAGCCCCUCCUCCCCCGGCCCCGACACAACCUCCAGCCCAGGACGCUGAGCUGUACUCCGUGGACCUGGAGCGUGACAACAAAGGGUUUGGCUUCAGCCUGCGAGGCGGCCGUGAGUACAACAUGGACCUGUACGUCCUGAGACUGGCCGAGGACGGGGCCGCCGUCCGCAACGGCAACAUGAGGGUCGGAGAUGAAAUCCUGGAGAUCAACGGCGAGAGCACCAAGGGCAUGAGGCACGCCCGUGCCAUAGAACUGAUCAAGAACGGUGGGCGGCGUGCCCACCUGGUCCUCAAGAGGGGAGAUGGUUCGGUUCCGGAAUAUGACGUCGGUGUCGACGGCACCGUCGACCCAGCCGCCAGGGUACAAAACACUUCGGAAGUAAGCGCCCAGCCCCCUGUUGAAAGCCAAGCCAACGCACCAACAGAGUCCAGCUACAAACCAGACCCCAAACAACCAUCCCGCAGCAAAGAGACCAAGAAGGAGGACAAGGGCCACUUCCAUCCCAAGAGCGGCCAGCGCUCCCCUGACAAGAGCAAGCGCAAGGGGGACAAGUCCAAAGGGGAGACGGGCGGGACCAAGCAGCCGAAGAAGAAGACAGAGAAAGGGAAGACGUCGAGCGGAGGCCAGCACCGCCGACACCGCUCCCCGGAGAAGGGCCGCAGCCGGGGGCGCAGCCGGGCCCGCAGCGCCGAGAACACCCUGGACAGCCGCCACGGGCAGGGGCACGGGUACGAGCGCUCCCCCGCCAGACGCCAUCGUUCCCCCGGCAGACACCAUCGCUCCCCUCAACGCCACCGCGCUCCCCAGCGUCACCGCUCUCCCCAGCGUCACCGCUCUCCCCAGCGUCACCGCUCCCCCUCCUCUCCUCACCGUACCCGACACCAAUCCCCUGCCCGGCGUCGCGCCCGCUCCUCAGACCCGUACCGCCAGCCCUCCCCGGAGCAGGGCCAGUGGAAGCCCAGCAGUGAUAUGGCAGGAGCCCGGCCGCCAGGCCCCAAGCCCAGCUUCCUGUUAGAGGAGGAGAGCAUUCUGCGGGAGUCCCCAGCCCUCGCCCGCCUCAACAGGGAGGUCCCACGGCUGGCUGAGCCUGGGGACAGCCGGCUUCUCAGGACCUCGUCCUUGGAGCGCUCCUACAGAGAAGACACCCUGCUGAGAGACCUGGCCCGCUCCUCGAGAGAUCCCUACGGAGAAAGAUACCUGCCCCGGGUACACACUCCCGAUUCGGACUCUGCCUACAAGCGGUACAGCUCGCUGCUGAGGGGAAGCUCGCCCACCAGGGACUCUCCCCCCGAGUCACGCUACCGAGGGCGGAGCCUGGGCAGGGACAUCUCGCCAGUCGCAAGCUUGAGACGUGGCGGGGAGGAGGAGGGAGCGUCGAGGCUGAGGGAGUACUACAACACGCUGAGAUCCAGUGGCGGGCGUUCGUCCAGGCCCACCCUCCCUGAGCCCCAGAGGAAGACCUACAAGGAGAGCCCCAAAGAUCUGAGCAUCUGAUUGGACCUCCCCCAAAGAUCUGAGCAUCUGAUUGGACCUCUGAGUCCCAUACGUAAUGCAUCUUGGCUCAUUCCAUUCAGCUCAGAACCACCUCAGCUGGAAACACACACGGACCUUGGAAUAACCUAACUUAUUGAUUAUGACAUACCUAUGUUCCUUACCAGACAGCGAAUAUAAAACUACUUUUAACAGCUGAAGUAGGAUCUAUUUUUUUUCUGCUGGUUUUUAUUGUUUUCGGGUUCUUUUUUGUUCCUGGGUAAAGCAUUCUACACGUAUCCGACUUUUACAGAAAAUGUAAAACCAUAAAAAACUGAUGUGCCUAACAGUUCUAUUGAAGAGCGUUUUUAAGUUAAAUUUUUGUUUGAUAGAGGCGUUUCUCUGACACCUGAUGACAUGUAUGUACUUUUCCACACAGAGCCCAUGGAAGCACCUCAGUCACCUUGUCCUGUGACCGGUGCCAACACAGAUGCUGUGCAUGUCUUUACAGUUUCAAUGUCUUCUAUUAUUUUGGGUUCUCUCUCUCUUUUUUCCUCUCUCCCCCAGUGCCACAGUUUUUUAGACAUUUGACCAGACUAUAGCACAAGCCUGCAUUUGUUUGUAUAUUUUUUGACAGUUUGCAGUAUGUGUACAUUCAGAGGUGAUCAUUUUAAAUAAAUGAAGGGAAAUUAAAAAGUUAAACUAUGAUGAUGACAAUGUUACAAUAAAAAAUAAUAUAUUAAACAGA
Osmerus eperlanus (European smelt) is the source of this 6238-nucleotide messenger RNA. It is a transcript of the gene magi1b, whose product is annotated as membrane associated guanylate kinase, WW and PDZ domain containing 1b. Gene Ontology annotation, molecular function: protein binding. Gene Ontology annotation, cellular component: cell-cell junction; cytoplasm. Lineage: Eukaryota; Metazoa; Chordata; Actinopteri; Osmeriformes; Osmeridae. Gene Ontology annotation, biological process: signal transduction. The record is from RefSeq and is a predicted model, not a curated record.